Malania oleifera is the source of this 1825-nucleotide messenger RNA. Its product is annotated as transcription factor bHLH18-like. Gene Ontology annotation, molecular function: protein dimerization activity. The record is from RefSeq and is a predicted model, not a curated record. The transcript has 4 exons. Bases 372 to 1478 code for a protein of 368 amino acids. Lineage: Eukaryota; Viridiplantae; Streptophyta; Magnoliopsida; Santalales; Ximeniaceae.
GAAUGACUGAAUAAUUAUUGGUUUGGCUGUGUAUUAAUUAUUAUUAUUGAAUGCAAUUGUGGCCAGCUGACUAAAGGAGACGCUAUGUAGCCAGUAGCUUGAAGUGGACAAGAUACAGCGGCCACGGCUGAACCAAAAUUCUUUUCUUGAUAUUUCCAUGCUUCCCAUGUGCGCUCGACAUUUCCCUUCCCGCCCAACGCGCCGACGCAGCUAUAAAAGCAGAGUCUCCUUCACUCACCCAGUAAAGAGAGAGCUCAGAUCCUUCUUUGACGGUGAUCUCCAUCAUUCAAUCCGAAUUCUGAAAUCUGAAACAAUCCUUCUCCGCCAUUGUUGAGGGAGUGAUCGAGAUAGAGAGAGCAGCUAGUUACGUGAUGGACACCUGCUCAUCAAUGUCAUGGCUAUCCGAACUGGAAAUGGAGGAUCCCAUGUUUUUUCAUCAAUUCAAAAUGGAUUCUGCCGAGGAGUUCAUCACGCAGAACAUAGAAGCUGCGCUCGGUGAGGAGUUUCAGCACUCUUUCUCGUCGGAGAGCGAGUCCUCUUCGCCAGCCGUGAUCCCGAUCAGCGCCAACUCCCCCGUGGCUUCUAGCUUUCCGGCCAUGGAAGUGUCGCAGACUAUCUCCGACGAGAGACCCAGAAAGCAGCACAAGCCCAACAAUCAUUCUCAUUGCCACAACCCUCAUUACGCAUCGAACCCUCACGAGCCCUCUUUGUUUCCCCUCAUUCUCUCAUUUGGCAACUCAAAUCUACCAAGUAACACUCAGCGAUCCCACGGGGAUUUGCAGAGCACCACCAGUUACCAGGAGUACGACGCAAUGUCUCCAGAGGACCUUAAUUUCUUGUCUGAUGUUUUGGUUUCGUCUAAAGGCUCUUCGCAUAAGAACCAAGAGCCGGCACCGAAAUCUACUCAAGGAACCAAGAGAUCGUCCACGAAACCGCCAUCGCACUCACGGGAUCACAUCAUAGCGGAGAGAUUGAGAAGAGAAAAGCUCAGUCAGCAGUUCAUAGCUUUAUCCGCCAUUGUCCCUGGCCUCAAAAAGGUGGACAAAACUUCAGUGCUGGGAGAGGCGAUCAAGUACAUGAAACAGUUGCAGGAAAGAGUGAAAAAAUUAGAGGAACAGAGUGCGAAGAAGCCCGUCGAAUCGGUGGUGAUAGUGAAGAAAUCACAAAUCAUAGUUGAAGAUCAGGGGGACUGUUCCUCCAACGAGGACUUCGCCGGCACCUCCGACGAGCAGCUGCCCGAAAUCGAAGCCAGAAUCUCCGGCAUGAGCGUGCUCCUGAGGAUUCACUGCGAAAAACAGAAAGGGGUUCUGGUGAAAAUGCUCACCGAGAUGGAGAAGCUAAAUCUAAUCGUCAUCAACACCAGCGUUGCCCCAUUUGGGGAUUCCGCUCUCGACAUAACCAUCAUCGCCCAGAUGGAAAACGACCUUUGUAUAGCGACGCAAGAUCUUGUAAGAGCACUCCGUUCGGCUUUUCGGUAGAUCGUCCGAAUCCAAAGCGGGAGUUUCUAGUUUUUCAAUUGUAAUCACAGUAUUUCUCCGUCCGUCAAAGAGGUAUAUCAAUAAAUAAGUGGAUGUGCCAUCCUUCGUUGGAAAAAAAAAAAAAAAGAACUCUGGGCAUUUUGACGCUUCACAAUCACAGGAGACUAACAGUAGCUGAGUCAAGCACGCCAGUUGCCGAGUCUGGUUAAAUUUUCUGGGAUCAAGCAUGAUGUAUUUAAGCAAACAUUUCUAACCGAGUUAGGUGUUUAGAAAUUAUUCGACUGAUCAAUUUUCAAUUAAAUCCUUUCGCUGUCACAAUAAACAACUCACUUUUUGCUCUUUAAAAA